CUGGAGCUCCGCAGCGCGCCAUCGCUUAGCAUACAACACAAUCGCAGCCAGUUAGCGCGUCGCUGCCGGUCGGGAAUGGCGUAAAAUAUUUUUGUUGUAAAAAGCACAAAAUGUCAAAAUAGUUCUCUGCUGUUUUUUUGUUUUUGAAUUGAGUUGUACAAAAUUGGCAAUUUCACCAACAGUUGGUGUUCUAUACACGUUCGCCGAGGCAACGCGCAUCUAUUUGGUAUGAGACGAAGUAAACAAACGGCUGGAGAAAGAAAGUGAAAUAGCCGCGACAUUUUAUGCAGAAAAGUUAAAUUAAAAGAAAUUUUAUUAAAAAGACGCGGAAAGUAAAAAUGUCAUCUUGGCGAGCUGCGAUAUUGUUCUUCUUCUUGAUCGCACUGUUGAGUUUUGAAUUCGUCUCACCUUGGAUGAAUUUCAACAGUUAUGUGUCGAAGAAGCGCACCGAUUUGAAAAAACGUUGUCCGAAUGUUCGUGCCAUACGGAAUUUUGAUCUGGAAUCGAUGAUGGGAUUCUGGUAUGUUGUCCAGUAUUAUGCAUCGACUGAAGAGUUGCCAGAAUAUGCCUGCAUGCAAAGCGAUUUUACAUUCUCCGCCGAGGAUCAACAUAUAACCAUGAAUUUUAGUUAUAUUUUCGCCGAAGAUCCAUUGCGUGAGAAAUUACAAGGCAACAUUACCUGGUAUAUACCCGAUUUCGAAACACCGGCGCACUGGAUGCACACCGAGGAUAUUUAUGAGGGCAUCUACAAUACUUACGUCAUCGAUACAGACUACAAAUCGUGGAGCCUAGUAAUGCAUUGUGCGGAAAAGAAAAAAUCACCGCGUUACUUAUCAGCGUUGUUGUUGUCGCGAGAACCGCAACUCGGCGAUAAUGUCAUAAACUUCUUGAGGGAAAAGCUACCUCGCUACGAUAUAGACUUGUCGUUUAUGUUUCCGAUUAAUCAGACGUGCCACAAUUUAAUGGAAUCUGUUAAUGACGAUCCUCUUGCUUAUAUACUAAACGAAGAGAAGGAAGAAGAGGAGUCGACGAAUAAAGUCAAACUUAUUUUAAAAACAUAAGCCAAUCUCAAAACAAAAAAAUGUUUAUAAUACUAAAAUUGUAUGUAGACAUAAAAGUAUUCAAUAAAUUUUAUAAUUAA
Bactrocera dorsalis (oriental fruit fly) is the source of this 1141-nucleotide messenger RNA. RefSeq lists its product as uncharacterized. The transcript is spliced from 5 exons. The record is from RefSeq and is a predicted model, not a curated record. The coding region runs from base 339 to 1061 and encodes 240 amino acids. Lineage: Eukaryota; Metazoa; Arthropoda; Insecta; Diptera; Tephritidae. Gene Ontology annotation, molecular function: violaxanthin de-epoxidase activity.